Penicillium cataractarum is the source of this 1047-nucleotide messenger RNA. RefSeq lists its product as uncharacterized. The coding region runs from base 1 to 1047 and encodes 348 amino acids. The transcript has a single exon. Lineage: Eukaryota; Fungi; Ascomycota; Eurotiomycetes; Eurotiales; Aspergillaceae. The record is from RefSeq and is a predicted model, not a curated record.
AUGUGGCCCUCCUUCUUUGCCCCAGUCCUAUCGAUGCUGGUGGUCCUCCUCUACCUGAUUCCGAUUGCGGUCGCCUCGCCAUUCGCCUUUAACGAGAACCCCCUCGAGAAGCGAUGCUCAAACCCUUGCGGUUGGAAUGACCAGAUUUGCUGUAGUGCCAGCCAAGCCUGCUCCACCAACUCGGCCAACGAAGCAGUCUGCAUUGACAGCUCGAGCGGUACAUGGGAAUACUACACCACGACCAUCAUCGUGACCGAGGUGGACAAGUCGACCAUUACCUCCGUUUGGAGUACUCAUAUAUCGGCUGCAGCCACGGCCACGGCCACGGCCACGGGAACCUGUCGCCUCGAUCUGGGCGAGUCAACAUGCGGGACUACCUGCUGUGAUGCCGCACAGGAGUGUGAGGAUGGCGUCUGCGUCGCUGAAAGUUCCUCCGUCGCAGUUACUGGUGCUGAAGCUACCCCUGGUGUGCGAGGAACGAGCAGCGGUGCUAGCACCGUGACGCAGACCUCUGCUCCAACUACCACGGAAGCAUUCAUUGCCCCCGUCGGCACGGACGGCGCACAGCUGAUCGGCGCCAAAGCCACCAGCAGCGGCGGUGGACUGAGUGGUGGUGCCAUUGCCGGAAUUGUCAUUGGUACGAUCGCCGGUGUGUUCUGCCUUCUUCUCCUCUGUGCUUGUGUGUGCUUCAAGGGAGCCCUGGAAGGCCUGCUCGCGGCUCUGGGCAUCCGCAAGCGCCGCAGACAGGACACCACCGUUAUCGAAGAACGCUAUUCCCAUCAUUCGCACGGCAGUCGGCCACCACCUCCCAGACGCACCUGGUUCGGUACGAGACCAGCAGCCGCGGGGACGGAUAGUGAAGUCAGUGAGAAGAAGUCCAAGUUUAGCUGGGCGAAGAUUGCGAUUAUCCUGGGUGCGCUGGCGUUGUGUCUGGGAUUGAAGAGACGCAGAGACCAAGAGCAUGACGAUGAUGAUAAGACGAGUUAUACAUACCCGAGUUCGUACUAUUACUACUCGGACUACACACGGAGUAAGUUGAGCUUCUGA